Molecule: messenger RNA, 2706 nt
Organism: Epithele typhae
Lineage: Eukaryota; Fungi; Basidiomycota; Agaricomycetes; Polyporales; Epitheliaceae
Product: transcription factor
Exons: 16
Coding region: 1-2706 (901 amino acids)
Biological process (GO): regulatory ncRNA-mediated gene silencing; mRNA catabolic process
Cellular component (GO): RISC complex; nucleus; cytosol
Molecular function (GO): nuclease activity; RNA binding
Source: RefSeq, a predicted model, not a curated record
AUGGCCAUGAAAGCGAUCGUGAAAUCCGUGAUCUCUGGCGAUUCCCUCCUAUUGCGCGGUAGCCCCGGCCCUCAAGGCCAGAUCCCAAAAGAGCGCGUUCUGCACCUCGCGGACAUACAGGCGCCUCGCAUGGGCACGUCCUCGCGAGAUGACGAGGACUGGGCUUUCGAUUCGCGCGAGUUCCUUCGUGCCAUGGUCGUUGGCAAACCUGUCACGUUCACGUCCACUCACUCUUUGCCCUCAAACGAUGAAAUCCCUCGUGACAUUGGCACAGCAGAUGUCAACGGAGUCGACCUCGCGUCCGAACUUCUGAAGAACGGCUGGGCGAAGCUGAAGGAAUUCAAGCGUGACCCCACAGAAGAGGACUAUCGCAAGAAGGAACUGGAGUCUGAAGCGCGUUCGGCUGGGAAGGGUAUUUGGAAUCCUCAUGGUCCCAUGGCCCGCACAACCCACUACAUGAUGCCCACUGACUCGCAAGCAUUCAUCACCGAAUGGAGGGGUCAGCAGAUUGACGGUCUUAUCGAGCAGGUGAAGGACGGCUCUACCCUUCGCAUUCGCCUCAUCAUGCCAGACGGGGAUCAUCAAUUCGUCAACAUCGCCCUUGCUGGUGUGCGCUCUUCGCGUGUAUCCAGCAAGCCCGGCGAGUCGACGGAGCCGUGGGGAGAGGAGGCAAAAUUCUUCACUGAGUCAAGGCUACUCCAGAGAUACGUCCGAGUCCAACUGCUGUCACUACCCAACGCCGCGCCUACCCCUUUCCAAGCAGGCGCGAGCACGGCACCCCCUUCCGCAUCCAUCUUCAUCGGAACGGUCCUCCACCCCGCGGGCAACGUUGCCGAGCACUUGGUUGCCGCUGGCCUCGCGCGCGUCGUUGACUGGCAUGCGGGUAUGCUCGCAAGCAACGGUGGCAUGGAACGUCUUCGCGCCGCUGAAAAGACGGCAAAGGAGAAGCGUGCCUGCCUGUAUGCAAACGCCCCUACUCCCUCUGCCAAGUCGAACGGUACAGCGUCCAAUGGUAAUUCUCGCCAGUUCGACGCCACCGUCAUUCGAGUCUGGAGCGCCGACCAGAUUUCUGUCGCCGACCGUGAAACUGCAAAGGAGAGACGACUGCAGCUCAGCUCAACCCGUGGUCCCAAAUUGUCUGACCCCAAGCAAGCAUUCUACGCGCAAGAGGCUCGCGAGUUCCUUCGCAAGCGGCUUAUUGGCAAGCACGUCAAAGUUCACGUCGACUUCGUCCGGCCUCGCGAGGGCGAGUAUGAGGAGCGCGAAUGCGCGACUAUCCGCUACGGUGGCCAAAACUCGAACAUUGCCGAGCAACUUAUCGAGAAAGGUCUUGCCACUGCUGUUCGCCACAAGCGUGACGAUGAGGAUCGCUCACCCGAUUACGACAAGCUAAUGGCGGCGGAGCAAAUAGCAGCAACAGAAACCCGUGGUAUUCACUCUGGCAAGGACAUUCCCGCACCCAAGCAACCGCUCAACAUUUCCGAGUCUGCGCACCGUGCAGCUACCUUCGUCAACGGCUUCAAACGUCUAGGAAGGAUUCCUGCCGUCGUCGAAUACGUCGCUGCUGGCUCUCGCUUCAAAAUAUUCCUGCCCAAGGACAACCAAGUCCUCACUCUCGUCCUAAGCGGCGUUCGCGCGCCUCGAACUGCCCGGAACCCUUCAGAGACCAGCGAGCCAUGCGGGCCUGAGGCGUCCGAAUUCGCGACUCGACGCUACAUGCAACGCGAUGUCGAGAUCGAGAUCCACGAUGCCGAUAAAUCAGGAGGUUUUAUCGGCGCACUAUACUUGAACAAGACCGAGAACGCUGCCAUCACUCUUGUUCGGGAAGGUUUUGCGUCGGUACAUGGGUAUUCUGCAGAGAGUCUCUCAUGGGUGAAGCAGUUGCACGAUGCUGAGGCUGAAGCGAAGAGCGCAAAGCGUAACAUGUGGAAAGACUUCGACGAGGCUGCGGAAGUUAUGGAGACCCCAGUGGAGGAAACAAACGGCCCUCUCAAGACAGAAUACCUCGACGUCAUCAUCAGCGAUGUCCGCACGAAGCCGAGCUUCGCGUUCUCCGUGCAAAUCCUCAACACUGAGGGCAUCGCAUCACUAGACAAGCUCAUGCGCGACUUCUCACUACACCACAAGACUGUCGCACCGGUCGUGGGCUUCACCCCUCGUGGCGGCGACCUCGUCUCGGCGAAGUUCUCCGAUGGCCAAUGGUAUCGUGCAAAAGUCCGCCGUGCGUCACCGAUCAAGAAGGAGGCAGAAGUCACCUUCAUCGACUACGGCAACCAGGACACCGUCAGUUUCACCAAUCUCCGCCCCCUCGAUCCUAAGUUCCGUUCUCUUCCCGGCCAGGCUCAAGAUGCGCGUCUCAGCUUCGUCAAGCUCGUCUCGCCCGACUCCGAGUACUAUGACGAGGCAAUCGACCGCUUCCGCUCGCUCUGCGAGGGCCGCCGGCUCGUCGCGAACAUCGACCAGAAGGAGGGUCAUAUGCUCCAUCUCCGCCUCAUCGACGCGUCGGACCCCGCCGCGCAGCACGACCAGUACGCAUGCAUCAACGUCGACCUCAUCCGCGACGGCCUCGCGACGGUCGACAAAAAGGGCUGCCGCUACCUUAGCGGGUACCCUGCGAUGACGAAGAAGCUACGCGAAGCGAUCGACACCGCCAAGCGCGAGCGUGCGGGCAUGUUCGAGUUCGGUGACGUCGAGGAGGACGACUAG